AACAUCCAGGGUUUCACUUGCGCGUUUUCUCUCGACCCACACUUUACCCAGUCGGAGAAGAAGAAGAAGAGAAAGCAAAAUGCCUGCCGGACACGGAUUAAGGGCGAGGACGAGAGAUCUCUUCUCUCGCGGGUUCAGGAAGCGCGGGACCAUUCCGCUAUCCACCUACUUGCGUAUCUUCCACAUCGGCGACUACGUUGACGUAAAGGUGAACGGUGCCAUCCACAAGGGCAUGCCUCACAAGUUCUAUCACGGUCGCACCGGCCGCGUCUGGAACGUCACUAAGCGCGCCAUUGGUGUCGAAGUCAACAAGCAGGUUGGCAACAGGAUCAUCAGGAAGAGAAUCCAUGUUCGUAUUGAGCAUGUUCAACUUUCAAGGUGCACUGAAGAGUUUAAGGAGAGGGUAAAGAAAAAUGAUCAGCUCAAGGCUGAAGCAAAAGCCAAAGGUGUGGUGAUUAGUACUAAGAGGCAGCCGAAAGGACCCAAACCUGGAUUUAUGGUGGAAGGUGCCACUCUAGAAACCGUAACACCCAUCCCAUAUGAUGUGGUCAAUGAUCUCAAGGGAGGAUACUAAAUUCCUUGUUUAUUCGAGAUGUCUUUAUCGUUUUAUGAACAGUUAAUCAGAGUUCUAAUUAAUGUUGUUUUCAUGUCCACACACUCGGUUUUGUUUGAAUUUUUUUGUGUUGGCCUUUUAUAUUUGUAGUUGAACAUGUUUGCUGAAUUUAUGUGCCUUUGUGUCAAAUUAUAGAUCAUUCUCGAUU
This is a messenger RNA of Ipomoea nil (Japanese morning glory), 761 nucleotides long. RefSeq names its product 60S ribosomal protein L21-1. The transcript has 2 exons. Lineage: Eukaryota; Viridiplantae; Streptophyta; Magnoliopsida; Solanales; Convolvulaceae. The record is from RefSeq and is a predicted model, not a curated record. The coding region runs from base 80 to 574 and encodes 164 amino acids. Gene Ontology annotation, molecular function: structural constituent of ribosome. Gene Ontology annotation, biological process: translation. Gene Ontology annotation, cellular component: cytosolic large ribosomal subunit; ribosome.